This is a messenger RNA of Daphnia pulex (common water flea), 1422 nucleotides long. RefSeq lists its product as uncharacterized. The transcript has 3 exons. Gene Ontology annotation, molecular function: RNA endonuclease activity; metal ion binding; single-stranded DNA endonuclease activity. The record is from RefSeq and is a predicted model, not a curated record. Gene Ontology annotation, biological process: apoptotic DNA fragmentation. Lineage: Eukaryota; Metazoa; Arthropoda; Branchiopoda; Diplostraca; Daphniidae. Gene Ontology annotation, cellular component: nucleus; mitochondrial inner membrane. Bases 74 to 1312 code for a protein of 412 amino acids.
UGAUUCUACAUCCAAGUAGGAGAACGUAAACCUUUAAAUAAAUUAAUUCAAGCCAAGACCCAAUAUCCUCAACAUGCGCUUUUUAGGGUUUACUUUACUCGUCAUUAUUUCACAGUUGAAUGGCGGCCUAGCUUAUUCAAAUGAAAGGAAUACUAAAGCAGGAUGCUCAUUCAACUUGGACAUCAGCUCGCCAGCUUACCCUCCUCACUUGAUUGACGAAAAUAAGAAAAUUGUUCUCCCAGUCCUGGAGGGCACGGCCAGGAUCAUCAAUCUGAGCGAAGGGCAACAGGUGACCAUCGGCUGUUUGGGCGCUGGCAAUUACAUGCUAGCCACUGGUUUAGGACUGAAUGCGGCUACGUGUGUGGCCAGCUCAAAUUUGCAGCUGGCUGACGGAACGGAAUAUUCCUACGACGAAAUCGGUUGCGUCAAGCAAAAUGAUGAAGUUCUUAUCGAGCAAGGCACUUGCGCCAACGGGCCGGGAACCUUCAUCCGCAACGGAUGGCAAUUCGGCGCCGAUUUCAUUCCCCUUUUCGACAUGUGCCACGACAAGAAUUUGGCUUUGAAUUAUUAUGCCAUCGACACGGUCUACGGUCGUUCAGUCAAUGCCGACGACAAGGCAAACACUGGGCCAACCUUCAGUCAAAGUUCCUACUACCCGGGGUUGAGCGUCAACACCCUGUACACGCAAGCGGAGCAAACGAAAACCAUCGCCGGGAUCGUCGGUUCGGAUGCAUUGGCCGGCCAGUACAUUGUUCCCAAUACUGAGUACUAUUUUAGUCGAGGACAUAUGGCUCCCGAUGCUGAUUUUAUCGAUGCUGCUAGUCAAGAUGCCAGCUACUAUUUCAUGAAUGCGGCGCCUCAAUUCCAGACGUUCAACAACGGAAACUGGAAGUGGCUGGAGAUUGGUGUUCGCAACACGGCAAUUGCUCGUCAACUGGAUUUGACGAUUUACACAGGAAAUUUCUCCGUGACGACGUUGGCUGAUAUCAACGGCGUCCAGCAACAAAUUUAUCUGGCAUUUGAUGCCAAUAACAACGGUCUUAUCCCAGCGCCGAAAUACUUCUGGAAACUCAUCCAUGAGCCAAUCUCUAACACUGCCACUGCGGUUAUCGGCAUCAACAAUCCAUAUUUGAACCCAGUGAUGCCGGAAGACGUUAUUUGCCCGGAUGUGUGCGACCAAAUUCCUUGGGUAAACAGCGCGAUUUUUGAAUUGAAUAGCAUUGCCAAAGGUUACACCUUCUGCUGUACCGCUGCCGAACUGAACAAGGCUGUCAGCUUUUCUCCCAAUCUGGAUGUACCGCUUUUCAUUUAAUUCUGUUUGAUUCAUUUCAUUGAAUUCACGGACAUUUGCAAUGUGCAUUUUUAAGCAAAACAUUCUCUGAACAAUCUUAAAAAAUACACUUGAUAACAUACGCGUUGAAA